Messenger RNA from Pseudophryne corroboree (corroboree frog), 2546 nucleotides. RefSeq lists its product as uncharacterized. The transcript has 5 exons. NCBI's taxonomy places the organism in Eukaryota, Metazoa, Chordata, Amphibia, Anura, Myobatrachidae. The record is from RefSeq and is a predicted model, not a curated record. The coding region runs from base 190 to 1584 and encodes 464 amino acids.
CACAGCCAUACCAGACUGCUAUUGGCUAUUCCGUAGCCGGCGGCCAGACUACUAUCCGACGGUAGCCCUGCAGGCUCAAAACUCUUGAGACUAAGAAAAGCGAAAAAUUGGCUGUGAGAUUUCCGCUUAGCAACGUCUUGUUUGGCUCCUCCCUUAGUAACAAGGGACAGAAGCGGAGAAGCUGCAGCUAUGGCUCAGACAGCGGAGGGAGCGUUUGUUCUGCACGGGAGGAAAGCAGCCCUCAGAGAGAAGCCAUAUGAAUUUCUGAGCAAUACACAAAAGACCACGAGCAGCCAUAAUCUUAGCUUUCAAGGGUCUGCCAUUAACCGCCGAUCGCAUGGCAGCCAUUAUGGAGGACAGAGUUUUCUAAGUGAAUCAAAUGGCACAACAUUUGCACCAUAUGCUAAAGAGCAUCCUAGCAUUGAUGACUUGGAGGAGAAUUUGAGAAAACUCAAAGUCCAGGUGGAUAGUUUGGCCUCCAGUCUAAAUUUGGAAAGCAGCACAUCUGACUAUACAGAUACAUACAUGCCAGAAUGGGCAAAACGCGUGAAUGACUCAUCGUAUGGAGGCUCUAGUGAACGUGGUAUGGACUCAUCACCAAACUCUGAAUGGUUUUUAAUGUCAAAUCAUCUAAUCAAACCACAUGAAAACUAUUCUUCUGUACAGAGUUCAGAAUUACCAACAUUUUCAAAAUCUUCUUUUAGUAGUCCUAUUGGUGCCAUGGGAGGUGCAUUUUUAGAGAUGGCUUCUACAGCCUCACCUUUGACUUCAUCAAGCAUUGCUUAUGGAGAAUCCAUUCCAGUGAAGUAUGGGGCACCUCAUGUUGUUGGAGUCAGAUCCUUAUUACCUCCCAAGAUUCCUGUACGAUCUUGUUCUCCGGAUAGAACUAGAGUUUCUGUAGUUCGUGGAAGAUCCCAGUCUCUUGACCGCUCACACUCAUUUUCCCCUGCUGCUAAGAAAGCCCGAUGGCCUAGAUCACGCUCUCAAUCACCAAAACCUAUCUGGAGGCCAAAUUCUGCAAAAGCCAAUGCCUGUGGCCAGCCUCUACCAAGAUCUAAAUCCAGUGGCAAGACAUCAUCUUCCAAUCGGCAAUCACGUUCACGGUUAUAUAGACCUGGAGCUUUGAUUACUAGAUCCUUCACUUCCCCAAGGAAGAACAAAGGCGGUCUUGGCUAUUCGUGGACUCCUUACAGCAUUCCAUCAUCUUCUAUAUCAGCACCCUCUGCAGAAGAGAUCAGUGAAAGAUUCCUAAAGACAUUGACAGGGAGAGAUGUGGGGAUAGCUCUAGUGGAAGGAUCUCCCUACCAACAGGAGCUUACCCGGUUACGACUAGAGCGCCUUCGUGUGGAGGAGGAGUUACUGCUGGAGAUUAAAAGGCGGCAAGAGUUGGAACGGACAAGAGGACCAAAGCCAAAGUGGUACGAGAUGAAGAGUUCCCAGUUCCAUUAUGAAGCACGUAAGAAUAAUGAAUUGCUGAAGAAUACUAAGGAUUAUCAAUCAAUCUACAAUUACCGUCAUGAUCUGUCUAAUGCAUCCAAGGAUUUUCAGGAGCACCUAAAGAUUACACACUUGGAACCAGUAUAAUAGAAGGACACUCUGCCUGUCAGUUUCUGUCACUGUGUGGAAGAUUGGUGGAUGGGAAAAUGAGCAUUACACAAAUAUUUAAACAGGGAUUGGUGUGCUAGAUAAAUACAGGGAUUGGUGUGCUAGAUAAAUCAAAGUAAGAAUAAAUGCAUACAGUACUGCAUCUGCAGAUGUGUGUGACAUAGAGAUAGGUGUAUGUGGCAUAUUGUAUCAGAACUGUUUAACUGUAGUCAUUGGCUGAGGUGCUGAGGGGGUGGAGUUGAGGGGUGGAGUUAUAGGGGCCUGUGGAGUGUAUGGGAGGCAUAACCACUCCCCUAUGAUGCUGUGACCAUGCUCUUUAGUGAGCAUCAUCAUAGAUACAUACAUGACAAAUGGUUUAGCCUUGUUUUGGCCAGUAGCCAAUCCCCCCUUGUAACACUCAGGUCUGCCCUCAGCAGCUCUGCUCAUUGCUCUGGUGCUAUAACCCUGGGGGUGUGAUUCUUAAUCACUAGCCCCACAGCACAACUUGGAGGUGUUAUACAUGCUCAAGAGAGCAAAGUGGGACCUUCGUAGCAAUUGGGCCAUCAGCACUCUCUCAUGUAUGGGCCCUAUAGCAGCAGCAUCGGCAGUUCCUACACUGUAUGAACCUAAAAAGUUUUCUAAAAGACGCAGGGGCUGAAGCAAAGCUGAAUCUACACCCCCUUGCGGAGCAUAGCUUACAUGAAUUUGCAAGUGUGCACGCUCCAGAUAUGGGCACACGCAAUACAGGCAAUGCAAAGUGAUCGCAUCUACACUUAUGCUACAAAAAAGGUGAAAAUCCUUUUGGGCGCUUCUUGUCUAUUGUUGGCUGCCUUCUAAAUCCAAGAUUGGACCUAUCCCAAAAAAGAUCCAAGAAUUUGGACAGAAAAAAGUGAUUUGUGGACUAGAUGGCGCUAACGUUCAUGCAAGAGUGGAAAAUGUCAGGGAAUAGGAGUACUUAGCUA